Messenger RNA from Cyclopterus lumpus (lumpfish), 1272 nucleotides. RefSeq names its product BTB/POZ domain-containing protein KCTD16-like. Gene Ontology annotation, molecular function: protein binding. Gene Ontology annotation, biological process: regulation of G protein-coupled receptor signaling pathway; protein homooligomerization. NCBI's taxonomy places the organism in Eukaryota, Metazoa, Chordata, Actinopteri, Perciformes, Cyclopteridae. The coding region runs from base 1 to 1272 and encodes 423 amino acids. The record is from RefSeq and is a predicted model, not a curated record. Gene Ontology annotation, cellular component: presynaptic membrane; postsynaptic membrane. The transcript is spliced from 2 exons.
AUGGCACUGAGCGAAAACUGCAAAACGCAAACUGCAAAAGAGCAAGGGUCGGUGGAAAAUUCUCCAUCGGAUGUCAUUGAGCUAAACGUGGGUGGACAGGUGUAUUAUACUCGCCAUGCCACAUUGACAAGCUUUCCAAAUUCCUUACUUGGCAAGCUGUUCUCUAACAAGAAGGGGUCUUCAAAUGACUUGUCCCGGGACUUCAGAGGACGUUAUUUUAUUGACAGGGAUGGCUUUCUGUUUCGGUAUGUAUUAGAUUAUCUUAGAGACAAGCAAGUUGUCCUCCCUGACCACUUUCCCGAGAAAGGAAGGUUGAAACGAGAGGCGGAAUACUUCCAGCUGCCAGAUUUGGCCAAACUUUUGUCGUCCGAGGAAUCAAAAAUAUUGUCAGACGACUUGUACAAUGAUUUCGAUGAUGCGUCGCAGGGCAGCGACCAGCUAUUUUACCCCUCAUACUCCUUGGACGGGAGGUAUGGCUACAUCACGGUCGCGUUUAAAGGCGCGUGCACUGGGGGAGGCAGAGAAAGUCAACUUGAUAUUAAAGCAAAAAAGUUACCGAGGAUUUUCAUCAGCAGUAGGAUUGGCUUGGCGAAAGAGGUAUUUGGAGACGCCCUGAAUGAGAACAGGGACUCGGACAGACCACCGGACCGUUACACCUGCAGGUUUUACCUCAAGUUCAGGCACCUGGAGAGAGCUUUUGACAUGCUGUCAGAGAGCGGCUUUCACAUUGUGGCCUGCAAUUCAUCCCUGACUGCGUCCUCCAUCGGUCAUUACGCGGAUGACAGGGUCUGGUCCAAUUAUGCACAGUACAUCUUCUACCGUGGGCCCUCAAGGUGGUUGUCCUCUCACGGUGACUGCUGCUGCAAGAGCCACAAAAGCGAGCGGGAAGGAGAGAGCGGCACUUCCUUCAAUGAGCUCUCCACUUCCUGUUCUGAGACCCAGUCGGAGGCCAGCUCCCCUCAAGGAACCGUGAUCUGUGGCCCUGUGAGCCGGCGCGCCAACAUCCAGACGCUGGACCGUCCCAUGCCCAAAGGAUCAGUUCACAUGAUGCAGCAGGCAGAGAUGCGCCGCAAGACUGACAUGCUCCGUGUGAGAACCUUCGGGGUCCGAGAUCGGGAGGCUGCAAAGAGAAAAGCCAACAAGGAGAAGAUGACUCCAGAGCAGGAGCUGGAGAAAUGCAUCCAGGACUUCCGGCGCAUCAGGAUUCCUGAUCGCUUUCCGGAGAGGAAGUACAUGUGGCAAUCAGAGCUCCUGAGAAAGUACCGCCUCUAA